CCGCUCGCCGUCGGAGCUGAUGUGCCGGCGGCGGUGAGAGAGUUUAGUCGAACGCUUUUCAACAUGCGUCCGGACAUCUCCCUCUUCGUCUCUAGAUCCGUGUUCAACACUGAUCUGCGAGGCGUGCUAGGCCUUGUGCGCGUGCCCUGCUGCAUCGUACAGACUUCCCGCGACGUCUCUGUUCCAAUCUCCGUCGUCACGUAUCUCAAAGCCCAUCUCGGCGGCCGCACCACCGUCGAGAUUCUAAACACCGAAGGUCAUCUUCCUCACCUCUCCGCUCCUGCUCUUCUUGCUCCUGUUCUCCGCCGUGCUCUGUCACGCUGAUUUCAAAAACCCCCGGCUCGCCGGCGAUCGAUCUAAUCCUCACGCGAUAAUGACAUUUAACUAAUACCAUGGCUUUCUUAUAUCUGUGAUUGUUAAUCGAUCACUCUACUUAAUGAUUGAAUCACUUAUCAUUGUCCUCAUCAUUAUCUCAAUCCCAUCUUUGAUUUUUCUCUUAAAAUUAUUUCUACGAAUUCUGUUCUCUCGUCUCCUAAAUUUAUACAAUUUUCGCCGCAUAAAGUGUACUGGGGAGCUUUUAGAACAGGGGGUCUAAUGAAGCCUAAGGAUUAUGAGGGGGGUGAUGAUUUUAUUUUUGAAUCAUAAUUAAAUAUGGGGUUUGGAUAAGAAUCAAAGUGGUGUGGGGAGCCACCUAUUGUCCGAUCUGAGCUGUAAGAUUGGCGAGUGGGGUUUGAGUGGGGCUCUGGUGGCGACUGCGGAUUGGUUCAAUUAAGAAGAAAGAGGAUAUCACAAAGUUCAGAAAAAGGAAGCAUUGGGGGGGGAGUUAAGAAGUUGUUUUUGGACCAUACGAUUUGUCUUUUUAUGCCAUUAUUCUGAUUUAUUUAAUAUUGGAUGGUGGCAUUGAUUCAUACCCUUUUAUAUUAUAAAUAUAAUGAGCUUAUCAU
Molecule: messenger RNA, 944 nt
Organism: Phalaenopsis equestris
Lineage: Eukaryota; Viridiplantae; Streptophyta; Magnoliopsida; Asparagales; Orchidaceae
Product: probable strigolactone esterase DAD2
Source: RefSeq, a predicted model, not a curated record